AUGUCUGUGUUCUAUUUCAGUAUUUCAGAAUCAAACAGCGUCAGAUUGAUUCAUUUCCAUAAGAAAUGUGAAAGCUUAGUUUAUAAACUUGGCAAGAAGAAAUGGAGAGGCAAAGAUGAAAGCGACAAUGAUGAAGAUGAUGAAGUGAAGAAAGAUACCUCUGAGAAAAGGUCAGCAAGUUUGGAUGAUCCAGAGGAGAGACGGGAAUGGAGGAAGAAGAUAAGAGAGGUGAUUGAUAACCAUCCUGAUGUUGAAGAGGAGGAGAUUGACAUGGUGGAGAAGAGGAGGAAAAUGCAGAAGCUGCUUGCUGAUUACCCUCUUGUUGUCAACGAGGAGGAUCCUAAUUACAUUAGUAGUAGUCUUGUUCUCUGCUGCUACAUUCUUUUAAAAUACAUCUGA
Molecule: messenger RNA, 399 nt
Organism: Eruca vesicaria subsp. sativa (arugula)
Lineage: Eukaryota; Viridiplantae; Streptophyta; Magnoliopsida; Brassicales; Brassicaceae
Source: the annotation of a GenBank genome assembly